Molecule: messenger RNA, 3663 nt
Organism: Elephantulus edwardii (Cape elephant shrew)
Lineage: Eukaryota; Metazoa; Chordata; Mammalia; Macroscelidea; Macroscelididae
Gene: IRS1
Product: insulin receptor substrate 1
Exons: 1
Coding region: 1-3663 (1220 amino acids)
Biological process (GO): insulin receptor signaling pathway
Cellular component (GO): plasma membrane; cytosol
Molecular function (GO): phosphatidylinositol 3-kinase binding; insulin receptor binding
Source: RefSeq, a predicted model, not a curated record
AUGGCGAGCCCUCCGGAGACCGACGGCUUCUCGGACGUGCGCAAGGUGGGCUACCUGCGCAAACCCAAGAGCAUGCACAAGCGCUUCUUCGUGCUGCGGGCGGCCAGCGAGGCGGGGGGACCGGCGCGCCUCGAGUACUACGAGAACGAGAAGAAGUGGCGGCACAAGUCGAGCGCCCCCAAACGCUCGAUCCCCCUGGAGAGCUGCUUCAACAUCAACAAGCGGGCGGACUCCAAGAACAAGCACCUGGUGGCUCUCUACACCCGCGACGAGCACUUUGCCAUCGCGGCCGAUAGCGAGGCCGAGCAGGACAGCUGGUACCAGGCUCUUCUGCAGCUGCACAACCGUGCCAAGGGGCACCACGAUGGGGCCGUGGCGCCCGGGCUGGGCGGUGGUGGCGGCAGCUGCAGCGGCAGCGCCUGCCUGGGCGAGGCGGGCGAGGACUUGAGCUACGGAGACGUGCCCCCCGGCCCAGCCUUCAAGGAGGUCUGGCAGGUGAUCCUGAAGCCCAAGGGCCUGGGCCAGACAAAGAACUUGAUUGGCAUCUACCGCCUCUGCCUGACCAGCAAGACCAUCAGCUUCGUGAAACUCAACUCAGAGGCGGCGGCGGUGGUGCUGCAGCUGAUGAACAUCCGGCGUUGCGGUCACUCGGAGAACUUCUUCUUCAUCGAGGUGGGCCGCUCGGCCGUCACGGGACCCGGGGAGUUCUGGAUGCAGGUGGAUGACUCCGUGGUGGCGCAGAACAUGCACGAAACCAUCCUGGAGGCCAUGCGCGCCAUGAGUGACGAGUUCCGCCCGCGAAGCAAGAGCCAGUCCUCCUCCAACUGCUCCAACCCCAUCAGUGUCCCCAUGCGCCGCCACCACCUCAACAACCCCCCGCCCAGCCAGGUGGGGCUGACACGCCGUUCACGCACGGAGAGCAUCACCGCCACGUCCCCAGCCAGCAUGGUGGGUGGCAAGCCUGGCUCCUUCCGGGUCCGCGCCUCCAGCGACGGGGAGGGCACCAUGUCGCGCCCGGCCUCGGUGGACGGCAGCCCCGUGAGCCCCAGCACCAACCGGACGCACGCACACCGGCACCGGGGCAGCUCACGGCUGCACCCCCCGCUCAACCACAGUCGCUCCAUCCCCAUGCCCACGUCCCGCUGCUCGCCCUCGGCCACCAGCCCCGUCAGCCUGUCAUCCAGCAGCACCAGUGGCCACGGUUCCACCUCGGAUUGCCUGUUCCCACGCCGGUCCAGUGCGUCUGUGUCCGGCUCCCCCAGUGACGGAGGCUUCAUCUCCUCGGAUGAGUAUGGCUCCAGUCCCUGUGAUUUCCGGAGCUCCUACCGCAGCGUCACCCCAGAUUCCCUGGGCCACACCCCACCGGCCCGGGGCGAGGAGGACUUGAGCAACUACAUCUGCAUGGGUGGCAAGGGGGCCUCCACGCUGACCGCCCCCAAUGGGCACUACGUCUUGGCUCGGGGUGGCAAUGGCCACCGGUGCCUGCCUGGUGCCAGCCUGGGCACCAGCCCGGCGCUGAGUGCUGAGGAGGCCGCCGGUGCUGCAGACCUGGAGAAUCGCUUCCGAAAGAGGACGCACUCCGCGGGCACGUCUCCCACCAUCUCCCACCAGAAGACCCCGUCGCAGUCCUCCGUGGCGUCCAUUGAGGAGUACACGGAGAUGAUGCCCGCCUACCCUCCAGGAGGGGGCGGUGGAGGCCGCCUGCCGGGCUACCGGCACUCGGCCUUCGUGCCCACGCACUCCUACCCAGAGGGAGCGCUGGAGAUGCACCCGCUGGAGCGCCGUGGGGGCCACUCCCGCCCAGACAGCGCCACGCUACAGGCCGAAGAGGGCUACAUGCCCAUGUCCCCAGGAGUGGCCCCCACGCCCAGCACCCGAAAGGGCAGCGGGGACUAUAUGCCCAUGAGUCCCAAGAGUGUGUCCGCGCCCCAGCAGAUCAUCAACCCCAUCAGGCGCCAUCAUCCCCAGCGGAUGGACCCCAAUGGGUACAUGAUGAUGUCCCCGAGCGGGAGCUGCUCCCCGGACACCGGAGGCGGGCCCAGCGGCAGCGCAGCCCCUUCUGGGAGCGGCUAUGGGAAGCUGUGGACGAAUGGAGUCGGCCACCAUUCGCACCCCAAAGCGCCCCUGGAGAGCAGCGGUGGCAAGCUCAUGCCUUGCACAGGUGACUAUAUGAAUAUGUCGCCUGUGGGGGACUCCACCACCAGCAGCCCCUCCGACUGCUACUACGGCUCAGAGGACCCACAGCCCAAGCCGGUCCUCUCCUACUAUUCAUUGCCGAGGUCCUUUAAGCACAGCCAGCGCCCUGGGGAGCCCGAGGAAAGCACCCGGCACCAGCACCUCCGCCUCUCUUCCAGCUCCGGCCGACUCCUCUAUGCGGCCACAGCGGAAGACUCUUCCUCCUCCACCAGCAGCGACAGCCUGGGCGGAGGGUACUGCGGGCCCAGACCCGAGCCUGGCCACCCGCACCACCACCCACAGGCCCUGCAACCCCACCUGCCUCGCAAGGUGGAUAUGGCCGCCCAGACCCACAGCCGCCUGGCCCGGCCCACGAGGCUGUCCCUGGGAGACCCCAAGGCCAGCACCUUACCUCGGGCACGUGAGCAGCCGCAGCCGCUGCACGCAACGGAGCCCAAGAGCCCCGGGGAGUAUGUGAACAUUGAGUUCGGGAGGGACCAGCCUGGCUACUUGACUGGCCCGGUGGCUGCACGCAACUCACCUGCGGUCAGUUGCCCGGCCCCGCUGCAGCCGGUGCCCCGAGAGGACGGGGCUGGCACGGAGGAGUACAUGAACAUGGACCUGGGACCUGGCCGGAGGGGGCCCUGGCAGGAGAGCCCAGGGCUAGAGGUGGGCAGAGCGGGCCCUGCGCCCCCCGGGGCGCUGAGCGUGUGCCGGCCCACGCGGGCUGUGCCCAGCAGCCGGGGUGACUAUAUGACCAUGCAGAUGGGCUGCGCCCGGCCGAGCUACGUGGACACCUCGCCAGUGGCCUCGGUCAGCUACGCUGACAUGCGGACAGGCAUCACUGCAGAGGACGCGAGCCUGCCCACGGCCCCCGCGGCCGCACCCUCCUCAUCCUCAGCCACCUCGGCCUCGCCCGCUGCACUUCAGGGAGGAGCCGAGCUGCCUGUCCGCCCUUCCCUGCUGGGGGGCCCGCAGGGCGCAGGGGCCCUGAGCGCCUUCACCCGGGUCAACCUCAGCCCCAACCGCAACCAGAAUGCCAAAGUGAUCCGGGCGGACCCGCAGGGGUGCAGGCGGAGGCACAGCUCCGAGACCUUCUCGACGCCCAGUGCCACCCGGGUGGGCAACCCGGCGCCCUUGGCAGGGGUUGCUGCGGCCGCGGGGGACGGCGGAGCCAACAGCAAUGAGGAUGUGAAGCGCCACAGUUCUGCCUCCUUUGAGAACGUGUGGUUGAGGCCUGGAGAGCUCGGAGGAGCCCCCAAGGAGCCGGCCCAGGGAUGCGGGGCUGUAGGGGGAUUCGAGAAUGGGCUUAACUACAUAGACCUGGAUUUGGUCAAGGACUUUAAACGGCGCCCCCAGGAGCGACCCCCUCCGCCACCCCCGCAGCCGCCACCCCCUCACCAGCCCCUGGGCCACAGCGAGAGCAGCGAGGAUUUAAGCGCCUAUGCCAGCAUCAGUUUCCAGAAGCCGCCAGGCGACCUCCAGUAG